Grus americana (Whooping crane) is the source of this 6129-nucleotide messenger RNA. RefSeq names its product ANTXR cell adhesion molecule 1 (gene ANTXR1). NCBI's taxonomy places the organism in Eukaryota, Metazoa, Chordata, Aves, Gruiformes, Gruidae. The transcript has 19 exons. The record is from RefSeq and is a predicted model, not a curated record. The coding region runs from base 301 to 2049 and encodes 582 amino acids. Gene Ontology annotation, cellular component: membrane. Gene Ontology annotation, molecular function: signaling receptor activity.
UGCAAAACAAUGGUACUGCUUUCAGAGAGCUGCAAGUGAGACUGAGGGUCAAGUCCCUUUAAAAAAAAAAGUGAAAUACAGUAUUGUGCAUCUUGAAAUCUGAAACCAAGACACAGAAGUGCAAGGGAAACAAGGGGGAAAGUCUUGCAAUUCCUGAGGACAACUGUUGCAAGUGGAGUUUUAAGGAAUAAAAUAUAUAUAGAUAUAUUUAAAGGUCGUUGAAUGGCUUUUGUGGAAAAACCUGUGAAAUAAAGGAGCCUUGGAAGAAGAGAUUUCUUUUUCUCCUCCUCUCUGGAUAUAAUGGCCAUUGCAAAGCAAAGCAUCUUGAGAUUUGGCUUUAAAUGUCUCUUUCUAGCAACUUUCAUGCUAGCCUGUGAUGGACAAGGUGGAAAGAGAGAGAAUGGUGGUCCUGCCUGUUACGGAGGAUUUGAUUUGUAUUUCAUUCUGGACAAAUCAGGAAGUGUCCUGCACCAUUGGAAUGAAAUAUAUCAUUUUGUGGAACAUUUGGCCCGCAAGUUCAUAAGCCCUCAGCUGAGGAUGUCCUUCAUCGUUUUUUCAACUAGAGGGACAAUUCUAAUGAGGUUAACAGAAGACAGGGAGCAGAUACGCCAGGGUCUAGAAGAACUGCAGAAAGUCCUUCCAGGAGGCGACACAUACAUGCAUGAAGGGUUUGAAAGGGCAAGUGAACAGAUUUACUAUGAAAAUGUUCACGGUUACAGAACUGCAAGUGUCAUCAUUGCAUUGACAGAUGGAGAACUCCAUGAAGACCUAUUUUUCUACUCUGAGAGGGAGGCUAAUCGGUCGCGUGACCUGGGAGCAACAGUAUAUUGUGUUGGUGUGAAAGACUUCAAUGAGACCCAGCUGGCUAGAAUUGCCGACAGCAAAGAUCACGUCUUUCCAGUGAAUGAUGGUUUUCAAGCCCUUCAGGGGAUCAUAGACUCCGCUGCCAGCAGCUCAGACGGUCCUGGUUCCUUCAGUCCCUCGAUUUUGAAGAAAUCCUGCAUAGAAAUUCUGGCAGCAGAGCCUUCCAGUAUAUGUGCAGGGGAGUCGUUUCAGGUUGUUGUGAGAGGAAACGGAUUUCGACAUGCCCGUAAUGUUGACAGAGUGCUCUGCAGUUUCAGGAUCAAUGACACGGUUACUCUCAAUGAGAAGCCUUUUGUAGUGGAAGAUACCUACUUGCUCUGCCCAGCACCUGUGCUACGAGAAGUUGGCAUGGAAGCAGCUCUCCAAGUCAGUAUGAAUGAUGGUUUGAGCUUCAUCUCUAGCUCCGUCAUCAUCUCCAGCACACACUGUUCAGAUGGGACCAUCCUGGCUAUCGCUCUGUUGAUCCUCUUCCUCCUGCUGGCGUUGGUUCUUCUCUGGUGGUUCUGGCCUCUUUGCUGCACAGUGAUCAUCAAAGAGCCCCCUCCCCCUCCUGCAGAAGACAGUGAGGAGGAAGAUGAUGAUGGCCUUCCAAAGAAGAAGUGGCCAACAGUAGAUGCCUCUUAUUAUGGUGGACGAGGAGUUGGUGGCAUCAAACGAAUGGAGGUGCGCUGGGGAGAAAAGGGCUCCACUGAAGAAGGUGCUAAGUUAGAGAAAGCCAAGAAUGCCAGAGUCAAGAUGCCAGAACAGGAAUACGAGUUCCCUGAACCCAGGAAUCUUGUGAACAACAUGCGCAGGCCUUCCUCUCCUCGGAAGUGGUACUCUCCAAUCAAGGGGAAAUUGGAUGCUCUCUGGGUCUUGCUGCGGAAGGGUUAUGACCGUGUAUCUGUGAUGCGCCCACAGCCCGGAGACAAGGGCCGUUGCAUCAAUUUCACCAGAGUGAAGAACACAGAGGCCCCACCCAAAUACCCGCUCAACAACGCAUACCCUCCGUCAUCUCCACCUCCAGCACUCAUCUACAACCCCCCGCCCCCAGCUCCGAUCUAUACCCCCCCUCCGCCCAGCUCACCCACACCCCACACCCCGUCCCCGUCCUCCACGCUCCCACCACUCCCCCCACCACCCCAAGCCCCACCACCCAACCGGGCUCCCCCUCCCUCUCGGCCCCCACCUCGCCCAACAGUCUAGGGGGUUGGCCUUGCUCCCGUCUCUUCCACAAGCGUUCGAGGGGCUUUUUCAGCAGUACUGUAUCACAUCCAUCUUCCUGGGGGGGUGGGGAGGGCUAGAGGAAGCCGGACCGUUUUUGAAGUGGGUGACAACAGAACGAACGACUUUGUAGUCGUCUUUCUCCUUUAGUUUUCUUUUAUUUUUAAAAUCCCUUGUGCAUCAGUGCCACCAAAUUAUCGAAGCAAGAAAAGCCAAGAGACUGCAGGAACAAGGCAAAUAACUUGAGUUCCAUUUCAGCAAGGCUCUCCCCCCUCUUUGGCCCUGACACUUCCCUGCGCCUUACCAUGGCAAUUCCAGGAUACAUUGAAAAAAAGGAAUGAAUAACUAGAGUAAGCUCUUGGGAAAGGCAAUUCUCCCCGGGGAAGGACUGCAAAAGACUCUUCCAAGUGCAGACAUCCCAGCUAGCUACCUGGAGACAACUGCACAAACUUCAUGGUACAAGACUCAAGGUAUGACAGAAAGCUGAUCACAUCUCACUCACAUGGCAGCUGCCGAGCAAAUAAUGACAACAGCAGGUCUUUAAGUACAGAAACCCUUGUAAAUCCAACAAGAACUGAUGACAGGCAGCUGUUCCCAUGGACCAUGAACCGGAGAAGGGAAGGUAUUGUCGUCUCGGGUGGGUCUGGAAAGGAGAAGGGGGAGGUCUCUGAUGUCUGGAUUUGCGUAUGUUGGUAUGUGGAAGUGCAGGUGAAUGAAAACAGAGUGCCACUAGGAAAAUGAAUUACAUGGAAAAAUAAACCAGUCAGUAUGUCACAAGGCUUUGACCCCAUCCCCGGAGGACGAGGAAUAACUGACGCCAGGUCAGCCUUCAGUGCUUCCAGUGGGACAGAGGAGUUCAUAAAAAUUGAGCAAAGGAAUCUGGGAAAGGUAUGGCUGACAGAAGAGCCUUUGCAUUCAGUUUCGACUAAUUAUGUCCAUCUAGUUAAUAGCUCUGCAGUUCAGCAGUGUCGUUUAAUGCCGGUUUCCAUUUUAAAGCAAAAGUUUCUGAAUAUAAACAGGAGGUUAGGUGUAUCGAUUUCUCUAAAUCCAGUCUGCUUGGGCUCCUUGUUAUUGUCAGUUUGAAAUGGUUACCACUGAUGUGUUUCUGUUUUUUCUGUAAAUUGCAUUCUUUCACCCUGGAAAUGUUUCCACAUGGAUUUUUAUUUUUUGUUUUCCUUUCCUGAAUAAGUAGCAGAUGCCUUCCAAACUCAUAGUGAAGAAGAGCCAGUGUGCUUACUCAAUCUUGUCAGCUCUCAACAACAUCACUUCUAUUAGCAGCUGUUGACUAAGGCAAAAAUGAACACACCGGACGCACAAGAUGGGAAUCAGUCUUCCAAGAAAUGCACUGGCUGCAUUUCUCCAUGCUUUCUCCUCACCUUCAUGGGACCCCCACCAUAUUCCACAAUAUUGCGUACGCACAUUUUUAUCCUGUAGCAAACCUUCUGAGCACCUGCCUUUGCAACACAGUGCUAGAAAUAGGUGAGAUCUCUCAGCACUUCAGUCAAACCUCUGGCUCUCUAAUUUACUGUCAGGAUCAGUUCUCACGAAAUGACUCUCUCUCUGGAAAUUGCGAAGUCAUAAGAGUCAUCUUUGUAGCUGCAGUUCUACAAAUAUCUAAGGGUUCUCAUAAUCAUGUAAUUUUCUACCAGAUAAAGAAAUGCUUUGCCAAUACUUACUUCACUGCUGUUGGAAAUAUUAAUUCUAGCUUUUCUAGCAAAAAAAGAAAAAAGGAAAAAGAAAAAAAAUGCUCAAGGAGGAAAGGGAACAGACGAAAAGACUCAGUGGAGACUUGACUUGGGACCCUUUUGGUAAGGACAUUUGUGAAUGAACCCCUACCAUGAGACUCAGAGUCAGGCUAUAACUGUCAUUGACCAGCCUUACCCACCACUAGGCCAGCGUCUCAUCUAUGAGACGAGAUAAAUACAGCAGUCACGAUGGAGCUGAGGACUCAAUUGACAGCCAAGGCUGGCUGUUCUGCAAAAAGGCCGAUUAAUUCACCCCCAACACUGUUUUGUCUGCAGGCAGCACAGAGCAGUCCCCGAACAGAGCAAGACCAACAGUUUUGCUACUCGCUAUGUCAGAUUGCAUCAGCUACAGGCCGUGGUUAGUUCAACAAGACGACUUUGUGAUUGGCAGGGGGAAGAGGGAAGCUUUUAACACCCUGACACAAGUUUGGUUGGACUCCCUCUUGUGAUGGAUGGGAUCUGGUUUAAUAGCUGUUUGAUUUGGUUUCAUGAUGAAAGGUGUAAAAACCAGGAAUAGUGUAAUACAGGAUCAAUAGAUAUUUUUAUUAAUGGAUCCUCAGUAUUUCAAAGAAGUUUGGAAAGGAAAUUGUUUUUAACAAUACAGCAUUGAGCAUUUUUUUUAAGUGUCAAUUAACCAACAAAUCUAAACCUAGUGCUGGGGAAAAAAUAUGCUCCAUGACUAAAGCUAACUUCUUGCAGAUGUAUAUAGAAAUUUUCAUUCUCCCCAAACUAAGGGAAAAAAUCCCCUGUGGUAUUAAAGAUGCAAAAUAAAACCUAGAUCAGGCUAGAAAAAUAAUAAUUUUAAAAUACCCCCUAUCUAAUCAUCCAGUUUGUGAAUAAAAAACAAACUCCAAAUUUUUUGUUGUACAUAUUGUUACUGCAUGCUUACCAUAUGUUAGAUGGAAGCAUUUCCUAUCCAUUGUGGAUAAAAGAACAUUUUUCAAGUUGUAGUAAAUUAUUAUAAAGCCAAUGACAUUUCAUGGCAUGUUAUCGUAUCAAGCUGUGCUUGUUGUAUUUUUUCUUUAUGGUUGUAUUGCUUUUUUAUAAAUGUACAAAUAUUUCCUGUAGUGACGAAUACCUAUUUUACAUGGCAUUAAUUGAAGCACUAGAGCUCCAGGCUAUACGCUCCCUUAAUCCACUGGCAAAGAGUUUUUGCACGUCGAUCCAGAGUGCAGUGGGUAGAGACAAACGUGGGGUAAGCAGAUGCCGAAGCAGGGCACCCAUGCUGCUGCCAGUGAAUCGGUUUUGGUGGACCCUUGCUAACGUUCUCAGAAAAAUCAGAGCAUGUUUGGUGGUGGACUUUGUACCUGGUCUUGCAUUUAGGAUCAACCCAAUUGUGGCUGCUACAAUGGCUUCCCAAAAAUACCGCACAUGCUUUUUAAAAUCAUAGUCCUUUUCUGCCGGUCCUUAAGGAUUAACUUAGGUACUUACUGUAAGGCAAUCAAGAGUGAAAAUCUGGUCCUGAAUUUAAAUCAGCUUCCACUGACAAUUAAUGCUAUGUAAAUGAGGUUGAAUUAGCUGGUGUACCACAUACUGAGGUAUGGUACCCUAUGUAUUCUCUGUCUAUAAAACUUUCCUAGAAACACAUUACACAGGCUAUCAAUCCACACUAGCCAGUUUUUAAGUAAACGUUCAUUAUAGAUCAAAAGGAGUUGAGUGGCACUACAUCUGCUCUGCAAUUUCAAAAGACUUCAGCAGGUCUCACUGUUUACUAGUUGCACAUGCUCCUCUAAAGGCUGGUCUAAACAGCAAUAAACAGACGUCUGAUGGCAUUAAAGAAACAGUUGUUUCAUUUGCUCUAAAUAGGUCACUUUGAUUACUCCCGUUGUUUUUCAUUCAUGCAAAACUUUCUGUCAGCGUGUCUUGCAGCCUCAAAGGACUAAGCAGCUGCAUUUGACAAAAAUUCAGAUUUUUUUUUUUAAUUGCUAAAAUAUUACAAAUUGUUGCUGGCUGUAUUUUGAAGCAUUCACCCACAUGAACUUUGCAGUCAUCCGAAUUCUCUCUCUACUCCUUGGUGUGUGAAGGCAUCUUCUGUCACUGUUUAUUCUGGGGAAGGGGGGGAAUGUCUGGCUUCUGAGAGCUCUGGCAAGACUUGAGGAUAACCAGUCGGUAACGUUGCCUUAUAUGCGGCGCUGAUGCAGCAAAGGAAAAGAAACAAGCCUUCCGUUUCGAUGUUGAAUUACGUUUUGUCAGUUCAGCCAGUGCUGUGCAAUGAUGUUUUACUCUCUCUGUUUGUUGCAUGUGUCAUUUGUUAAAUUCAGCCAUUACUCUUGCUGACCUUGAUGUUAUUAUUAAAGAACUACACGAAUUUGUGUUG